GGUAGAAAAAACAAAGAUUUAUUACAUAAAUUAUAAAACAUAUAUUUUCCUUUUUCUUUUAUCGCUUUGAGCAAUAUGACAUUUUUUAACGUGGAUAGCACCUUUUAGACUCCCCCAGGUGCGCCGUGGUGGAUUCUACCGUUUUCCCGCAAUAAGGUGGAUUUUUAACUAGCUUUUGAAUUUCACGUGAACUGUCAAUGAUAUAAGUAGGACAGCUCGUUUGGGAAAGCAUACGCAUAAAAGAAAACAGUGACAGAGAGUCUUUCUGAUUUCUACAAGUCGCUUCGUUUGGAUUAUUACAAAGUCAACGGCAUACAUGUACAACUACGGAAACCAAGGCAGAGGAAUCGAUCGGACCUUCCAAGAUAACAGCCCUGGAUCAGGCUCGAGCUCUGCGUCUCUCACUACAACCACUGUCACAACUCAACAACAACAACAACAACAGCAGAAGUAUUCUGUGGCGGGAUCCAGUCAGUUUGUGCCUAGUCUCAAUGCUAUAACUUCAAGCCAGGAUCUUCAAUGGAUGCUUCAGCCCUCCCUUUUGGGCUCCGCAGGCCCAUCCAGGCCACUCCGACCAUCUUACCCACUGCCACCAAGAGUGCCAGCAAUGAAUCCUGGUCAACCACGUCUAUCCCGACCAGGUGUUAUCAGAGCAGCUUUGGGUGUCGGAAGCUCAACACGAAGCAGAAAUGAUGAGCAUCUGUCCGCUGAGGAGCUUGAGAGGCGAAGAAUUCGAAGGGAACGAAACAAAAUGGCUGCGGCAAAAUGCAGGAAUCGUCGCCGUGAACUAACUGAGACCUUGCAAAAUCAAACUGACCAGCUAGAGGAUGAAAAAUCACGUCUGCAGAAAGAGAUCACUGAGCUCCAGAAGCAAAAAGAGAAGCUUGAGUUGGUCCUUGAGGCUCAUAGACCCAUCUGCAAAGUCCAAGACUCGGACUCUGAUUCUGACUCCGACACUGACCUCCCUGCCCUGAGUACCAUCAAGAUAGAGCCUGUUGACCCAGAUCUUCCUGGACCCUCUGGAGAAUCAAAGAGUCACACCAAGCCUAAUAAACCCAAACCCAAAAUAACCAUCCCACCUCCAGCUUUUUCCUCCUCUGUUGCCAGUGUACCUCUGGAAUCUGAGUCUCUUCACACCCCUAUCCUCAUUUCCACUCCUUCUCUGACCCCUUUUUCUGCUAACCUGGUCUUCAGCUAUCCCUCUUCUUCACUGGAUACCAGCUCUGCUGCUUCAUCUCAAACUCUCAGUCUGUCCUCCUCUCAGCAUGGUCUCAGCCAGUCUUCUCGAAACCCUCAGCCGUGUAGCAUUGCUCAUCGUCGCAGCAGCAGCAGUGGGGAUCAGUCAGAUCAAUCUCUUAAUUCACCAACCAUCCUCACCCUUUGAUUACUCAUCUACUGUGCAUCCAGGGUCUUUAGAACACCACAGUUGUCCUUAGUACUACAUAAAAGCAUAACAAGUACAACAGUGUUGCAUGUGUUAUGCUUUUACUUGUGUAUUCUGUGACAUUUAUCAACCAGUGUCAAUGCAUUAUAAGAAAACAGAAGCACUAACAAGUUAAACUGUGUGCAUGUAAGAAUGUCUAUUGCAAAGUAGAAGGUAAUUGACUUUAUUCACAGCAGCGCCAUCUUUGAUUUUUGAUGGGAACAACAAUGAGGCUGUGAGGGAUAGACCUUACAGUCUCUCUAAUGGGUUGUACAUUUGUUGAAAGUGUUUUUCUAUUUUUCUGUCAAUGAAUCAUUGAAAAAAUAUAUUUACAAGAAAUGUCAGUAGACAUAGAAUCUCCAGACAAAAGUUGUGGAAAAUUAGAUGUGAUCUAGGAGCUUUUUCAUAGCUUUAUAGAGUGGAUGCCAAUGAAGAGUCUAUCCCUCACAGCUUCGUUUUCAUUUCUGUCAAAAAAUCAAAGAUAGCACUACUGUGAAUAAAGUCUAUUGAAUCCUUCAUUUGAUGUAGACCGAAAUCAUUAGAGCACUGUCUGAUAUAGUAACACUAAAAAAAUUGAUGGACUUUAAAGAUGCACUCAGUAAUUUUUUCCCCAAAAGUUUCACACAUGAAGUGUGUGUAGUACUUUUGAAAAAUUAUGUACACUCACAUCUGAUGAAGACCUCAGUGCUAUCAGUGUGGUGGGAUUUACUUUACAUGACCGGCUGAAUACCACUUCAUUUCGGUUACCCCGAAAUUAUUUGUUAUUGGACACUUUGGCUUAAUACAUUUAUCAUUGGUGACAAAUACAUCUGUGAAUAAGACAUUUUUAUAAUGACAAUGCUUUUGUGUAAUACUACUACAUCCAUGCCAACAGGUCUGAUAUACUGAUAGCAUCUUUAAGCCCUUAACAUUUUACUGUAGUAGCAUUAGUGUUAUUGACAUAUUAAUUUACUUCACUUACAUAUUUAUUAACAAAUACAUAGAUUGGUGGUGGUACUGUAGCAGUUAAAUAAGGUUGUUAGGGAGCUGGACAGAACAAUUCAGAUCUAUUAUGCCAUUAUGCCCCUCAAGAAGGGAUGUGACCUUACUUCAGGGGGACCUAUUAAAAAAAAAAAGGGAAAAAAUAUUUAUUUUUAUUGUUAACAAUUAUAGAAAUGGUAAAGUCUAAAUUAGAGUAUUACCUAAUUUUAAUGGGUUAUACCAUCGUACUAUGCAAUGGUUGUGAAUGCACACAAUAUUCUUUUUUGUGUUUUGUUAUUGUUUUUUUUUUUUAUAGUAGUUUUAAGUGAUACAAAGUUGUAAUGAGUGCAUUCUGAAUAAGCUAGUUCAAAAGAAACUGAAGGGAUGUAGCCUAUUCCUGCAACACCACAAUAGAACACUGGGCAUGAGCACUACAAUAGCAGUUUCAUCAUUACACUGGUUGCUAAGUAAUAUUUUAAAAGAUACUUCGUUGAACAUUUCAGUGGUUACUUACUCCACACAUUUUUCUAUAAAGUACAAAGUUGUAUGAUGUUCACAGGCCUGUAGUAAUUUAUUAAAUCUUCACUUUAUGUUUAACUGAGCACACUAUAUGUUAGACUCUACUAUAGCUUGACUACACAAGUAUAGAUUUGUAUUUAUAUUUUAAAACCUCUAUUUUUUCUAUUUUUUACUGAUUUAUGUUAGUUCCUUUAAUAAGGAGAAACGUUGCAUGCUAUUUACCAUCUAAUAAAAAAUGACUGAAAAUAAAAGCUUUUAACAGGAAUAAUUAGCAAAAGAAAAUAUUUAAAUAACUUCUGAGCUGUUUUGGAAACUACUUGUGUGCCUUAACGCUAUGUUUCUCUCUCUCUCUCUCUUUUUUUUUUUUUUUUUGUAUAAAAAAUGUUGUAAGGAUUUGUAUUAUGAUGCAGUUGAAGUUGAUAUGUUGCCUCUUCAAGGACCUGUAUUUGUAUUCCUUUAUUUCAGGAGGCACACAGUUAAAUAAUAUGACUGAAGCAGAUCUUUAGUAAGUUACAUAUUAUGUGAGUCCCUCUCAACACAGUGGUAUGAGGAGGGAGGAAAGGAGGGGUGUGCACACCGUUUCCUCCUAGGAUGUCCUGAUGACAAAAAGAGUUAAAUAACUCACAAACACAUUUGCCGCCGAACUGAAACUAGAUGUUACUUCAACCUUUAAGAAUUUCCUAAACAGUGUUAAUCAUUAAUGGAUGAAUGAGAGAUGGACAAUAGAACAAGAAAUAAAGAAGUUCUACUCAGGAAAAACUAGAGUCAUCAGUUGUGUCUGUGUCAAAACUAGAAAACACAAAUAAUGUGCUGGGAGACAGAGCUGAUUGAAUUGUAGAACUUUGCUUGCUAUGACAGAUGUGUGAAGAUAUACUGUAUAUGAUGUCAGUUAAGAAAGGAUCCUUAUCAGCAUAAUGUAUCUUGGAAGAAAUAAAAUAUGUGGUAAAACAGAAAGAGUAUAUAAGGUAGGAGAUGCUAAGGCAACUUAAAUAUAUGAAGAGUAAAUUAAAUAUUCAUUGUGACCCUGUUUCUUGCACACUAAGCCUCUAUUAUCUCUAAUUUCAAGUGAGUCAAGUGAGUGCAGGCUAUGAGAACAUAUGAUUGAGAUAAUCAAGAGAGAGUUUGUACUGAGUGAACCAGUGAGCACAUGUUCUGCUGAAAGGACCACUGUAUGCUCUGCAGAGUAAAAGUAUUACUGUUCUGGCCUUGCUGCUGUGCAAACAGCAUGCCAAAAAUAAACCAGUGAAAAAUCCACAAAUUAAAUACUUGACUAAGGCCUUGUUAAAGGAACAGUUCACCCAAUAUUGUACAGUAUAUUCUGUUCUAAUUUACUCACCCUCAUGUCAAUCCAAACUCAGUCACUAUUUCACAUUACAUUGCAUCUUUUUGUUCUCCAUACAAUGAAAGUAAAUAGUGACUGUGGCUAAGAUUCUGCCAAACAUCUCCUUUUGUGUUCCAUGGUAGCAAGCAUGCCAUAGGGGUUCGGAACAGCAGGAGGGUAAGUAAAGAUGACAACGUUUUCAUUUGUGGGUGA
Molecule: messenger RNA, 4436 nt
Organism: Myxocyprinus asiaticus (Chinese sucker)
Lineage: Eukaryota; Metazoa; Chordata; Actinopteri; Cypriniformes; Catostomidae
Product: fos-related antigen 1-like
Exons: 4
Coding region: 317-1384 (355 amino acids)
Biological process (GO): regulation of transcription by RNA polymerase II
Cellular component (GO): nucleus
Molecular function (GO): DNA-binding transcription factor activity, RNA polymerase II-specific; RNA polymerase II cis-regulatory region sequence-specific DNA binding
Source: RefSeq, a predicted model, not a curated record